CAAAUUAUAAUUUCCAAUCUAGAAAAUUUCUCAUUCAAAGUGUAGAAAAGAAAAAGAUUUCUGGGAAAAUUAUUAAUUUUCUUUUAACGCGUUUGACUAUUUCCAACUUUUCAUUGAACAAUCAACAAUAUCAUUCUCUUUUUUCGCUCACCUACUGAUUGCAACAUGUAUGUAUCUGUUAUAUAUGUAUGUGUAUAUGAACAUAUAUAAGAAUAUAAACUUUAGAGUUCCAUUGCACCACAAACUCCUUUGUUUUCAUUCUUCUUCUUUUUCAAUUUUAUUUUUUUGUUUUUUCUUUCAAUUAUUAUGGCUGCUGAAGCUCUUACAGAAGAUCAAAUCGCUGAUUUUCGUGAAGCCUUUUGUUUAAUCGACAAGGAUGCUGAUGGAUUCAUCACUAUGGAAGAGCUAGGGGCAGUAAUUCAGUCAUUGGAUGUACAUCCCACCAAGAAUGAAAUUAGAGAUAUGAUAAGUGAAGUUGAUGUUGAUAAUAACGGGACGAUAGAUUUUGACGAGUUUCUAAAUGUGAUGGCUAGGAAAAUGAAGGACAAUGUUACUGAGGAGCUAAAAGAAGCCUUCAAAGUGUUUGAUAGGGACCAAGAUGGUUAUAUCUCAGCUUUUGAGUUGAGAAAUGUAAUGAUAAAUUUGGGAGAGAGAUUGACAGACGACGAGGCAGAACAAAUGAUUCGAGAAGCCGAUUUGGAUGGCGAUGGCCGAGUGAGUUAUGAAGAGUUCGCCAGGAUAAUGACAAUCAGUUGAUCCCAUUUUAACAUGUGAUAUAUAUUAGAUGAAACUUCAAAAUUGUAAGAAGAAUCUUUCAUAUAUGUUUGUUUGUUCGUAUCAUUUGUCCUCACUGUAUAUUAGGAUACUGAAGUUAGAUUUACAAUAAAGAGCAAAUAAAUGUGCUUUUUUUAAACCCUUUUUA
This is a messenger RNA of Cucumis sativus (cucumber), 922 nucleotides long. RefSeq names its product calmodulin. Lineage: Eukaryota; Viridiplantae; Streptophyta; Magnoliopsida; Cucurbitales; Cucurbitaceae. The transcript is spliced from 4 exons. Bases 307 to 756 code for a protein of 149 amino acids. The record is from RefSeq and is a predicted model, not a curated record. Gene Ontology annotation, molecular function: enzyme regulator activity; calcium ion binding.